UGGAGGGAAGGGCGAGAGUUGGUUCUCGCAUUUGAGGCGCGCAAACGUUCGGCUUCUCUCGUACUGGUCCGAACACAUUACAUCCCGGACUCUCGGAUAAAUUCGGCACACAAAGUUGUUUCAUACCGGCGCGAACUCUCCGCUUGGAAAGCUCGGUUUCCUAUUUCGGUUUUCGUAUAUCUAUUGCGCGCUUGUGCUACUCGUAUAUAAUAAGCCCGAUUCUAUUUUUCAAUUUAAUAACUAAGUUCCUUUUUCUCACAAUUUUUUUUUCUUUAUUCCUUUUUAAAAAUAGAAUUUACCGGUGGAAUUUUUUGCAGAACAAUAUUUGCAAAUUGGAAAAAAGUGUCAAGUUAAAUUUACAACCCAUCGCGUUGGGAAAUAUAUUGGAAUUUUUAAAAUUCAGAUGGUUUUUUUCGAAUCUGAUUGAUAUUCAAAAACCAAAGAGUAUUUUUCUUUUUUGUAAUUGUGGAAGAAACUUGAGGGAAUUAAUUAAUUCCUUGAGUGAUUGCUGUUUGGGAAAAGUUGGAAGAAAAGAAAAGUUAAAAAGUAAAUAAGUGCGAAUUGGAAGUGAAAAGUGUGAGAAGUGAUAAGAAUAAUUUGAAAUGAGAGAACUGUAUUAAUAUUCUGAAGGGUGUGUGGAGUGAAUCGCCUGAGGAGGAAGUGGGUACGAGAGUAUAGUAUACGAUUUCCGUAUCGCGUUCCGAAUACGUGAUGUGCACUUCCCUAGACACGACGAAUUCUCUAGUUGGUAAUCUCAGCGAGAAUUCAGACUUGUUCGCGUUCGUGCGUCCUAAUUUAAAAUCAAACUGCUCUCAUUUAGUGUCAUUGGAUGAUUUUUUUUGGUGUGCAAAAAAUAUAUAUUCUACGUGCAAAUAAUACUUAUCGCAAAUGGAUUGGUUGAAAUUUUAAAUUUUCUUCUUUUUGGAGAAAUUUUAUGAACGUCCUUUUAACAUUAAUUUUAAUUCCACUGCGGCGGAAAUCAACUCAAUGGACAUUUGUCAGAUGGGGAUGACGAUACGUUUAGGAAGCACGUAGACCCUCCAUCUUCCUCGUUUCGGAGAUGAGGCACUAUCUGGGAUUUACGGCUCUCACCUUUGCCUUCCUCCUCCAGCUGGCGAGCCGCGUGACACUCGUCAGUGCCGGGGAACAAGAGAGGAAGAUCUGGUACGAGAGUGCAACGCGGGGAAUCGAAUCUCGAAUUCGUGCUGCUGCAAGUGCAAGUGGUACCGGGUCAACACCGCCCGGUGGUGUGGCACGUGGUGUUGUGCUUUUUGUUGGUGACGGUAUGGGGAUGAGUACUCUCACAGCAUCACGUAUACUUUCGGGUCAGCGUCAUGGAGGCACUGGCGAAGAAGCUCAACUUGUCUGGGACACUUUUCCAGCGGUUGCUUUAGCAAGGACGUACAAUCAAGACGCUCAAGUAGGAGAAUCAUCAGCAUGUGCUACAGCUCUUCUUUGUGGAGUGAAAGCAAAUUAUGAAACAGUCGGUUUAGAUUCGUCAGCUCGCUUUGAAAAUUGUUUCUCUGCAUUUAAUGCUAAAGUUCCAUCUUUAAUGAAUUGGGCACAAAAACAAGGCAAAUCCACAGGUCUUGUAACAACAACGAGAGUAACGCAUGCGACACCUGCUGCGUUAUACGCACAUUCACCAAGUCGUUAUUGGGAAGAUGAUGGUAAAGUGCCAGCAGCAGCUAGAACAACUUGUAAAGAUAUUGCUCGUCAACUUCUAGAGGAAGAGCCCGGCAGAAGCAUUAAUGUGGUGUUGGGUGGCGGUCGAAGGCAUUUCGUUCCAAAAGUGGCAUUGGAUCCAGAGGAGCCUGAAAAGGAGGGUAGACGCCUUGAUGGUAGAAAUCUAAUCGAAGAGUGGUCGAGAAACCGACGACUUCGUAAUCUUCCCGCCGAAUACGUGGCAAACAAGGAACAAUUCGAUAAAGUCGAUCCAAGAAAAGUGAAUCAUUUGUUGGGUCUAUUUUCAUAUUCACAUAUGGAUUUUGAGGUUGAUCGAAACACAAACGGCACUGGCGAUCCUUCCCUUGCCGAAAUGGCGGUUAAAGCACUUCGAAUUCUUGCCAAAAAUCCAGAUGGGUACUUCCUGUUCGUUGAAGGUGGAAGAAUAGACCAUGCUCACCACUACAACAAUGCUUAUCGCGCCUUGGAUGAAACACUGGCUUUGGAGGAGUCCGUCAAGGCAAUUAUGGAUGAGGUGGAUCUCUCUGAAACUCUCUUAAUUGUCACUGCUGAUCACUCCCAUGUUUUAACACUUGGCGGCCUUGCUACACAUCGAGGGAAUCCUAUUCUUGGGUCUGACAGUAAAGUUUCAGAUGUUGAUGGCAAACCCUAUACAACACUUUUGUACAGCAAUGGUCCAGGUCAUACAGACCCAAGAUCGAUUGUGCGGGAAGCUGGGAAAGAUUCCAUUCAGACUUCUGGUGUUCCGAGAACAUGGGCAACGCAUGGUGGUGAGGACGUGCCAAUUUUUGCAAUUGGCCCAUUGGCAACUGUCUUAUUCUCCGGUAGUGUGGAUCAGAGUUACAUUCCUCACGCUAUUUCCUAUGCUGCAUGCCUCGAUCAUCAUGCAAGUCGUUGCUCGAGAGAAUCCGCUUUGAACGAUACUAUUGCUCCAAUCAGUUGUCCUUCUGCUGAACCAAACAGUGCUGCUAUAUCUAGUGACGUGAUGAACGACCAGGCUCGUAAUCCACCAGCAAAAUCAAUUGCCACCGCCAAUCGCAAUCAUCUCAUCACUAAUACUCUCCUGAUAAAAGUACUCUUACUAUUUCUACUCCUAACGGAAAGUUAAUGUUCACUGUGGACCAAAAAGUGAUCACUCAAUAAGAUAAAUCUUGUAAAAAAAAAAAAUUUUAUUAUCCAGCGCAAGUAAACGAGAACUGUGACUAGAAAAAAAAGAAAAAUUUCCCCACCUUCACACCCAUCUGGACCAGAAGUGUUAAUAGAAUCUAUCUAGAAAUAAUCAAUUUUUCUAUACUUGAAAAAAGAAAAGCUAAAGAUUAUCAUAAAUGAAUGUUGUGAGUUUAUCAGUUUUGUGUCAAAAUUUGUGAAGUGAACCAUCAUUUUUCGAUGGGCGAAUAUUUGUUAUGGUUUUAAUUUUAACAUUUUUCUACGCACUCUAUAUGAUAAAAAAAAUACAAGUUGCACACUAUUUUUUUAAUAGUUAUUGUUAAUAACAAUUUUUUGUACGAAUUUUUUUAUUUUUUUUUCUUCUGUUCUAUAAGAGGAUAGGAAUCG
This is a messenger RNA of Leptopilina heterotoma, 3240 nucleotides long. RefSeq names its product alkaline phosphatase-like. Gene Ontology annotation, molecular function: alkaline phosphatase activity. Gene Ontology annotation, biological process: dephosphorylation. NCBI's taxonomy places the organism in Eukaryota, Metazoa, Arthropoda, Insecta, Hymenoptera, Figitidae. The coding region runs from base 1061 to 2794 and encodes 577 amino acids. The transcript has 9 exons. The record is from RefSeq and is a predicted model, not a curated record.